This is a messenger RNA of Labeo rohita (rohu), 1278 nucleotides long. RefSeq lists its product as uncharacterized. Lineage: Eukaryota; Metazoa; Chordata; Actinopteri; Cypriniformes; Cyprinidae. The record is from RefSeq and is a predicted model, not a curated record. The transcript is spliced from 3 exons. Bases 1 to 834 code for a protein of 277 amino acids.
AUGUUCAUCUUCAGCAAAAAUUUGGAGCCAACCACACCACUCCAGGAGGCCAAACUCUGCCCUGCCCUGCUAGAAGAGGCUGAAGCAGAGGAAGGCGAACCUACGGACGGGCGUCAUCAUCAUCAUCGGGCCCUCGACCUUCAACACAACCCCUCCCCUUCCCCUUCCUCCCUACGGAUCUCAACAUUAUCAGAAGAUACAAACAAUGAGAAAAGUUCCCACAGCGUUGAGUCGGCGCCGGUGGAUUAUGGCCAGGCUUGCUCUGGAAGCCCAGAAGAGAAUAUCAACGUCGGAAAACGUGUCGAGCAUGCCUUGGAUGAGGUGUUUAAACAGCAUCCAAUCACAAACAAUAAGUCACCGUUAUCCCCCAACAAUAAGGUUACAACGAUCAGCCCAUAUAAUAGGGUUAACAUUGUUAGUUCCUCAAGAGAGUGCAACCAUGCAAACCGAGAUUCGGGCAAUUGCUCCGGCUCAUCGGUUUUCAGCAAUAUGUCAUAUUUGGAAUCAACCACUGAUGAUUCCUUAUUCCUAGAGCAGCUGAGCGAUGAUCAUUACCGUCAAUCCAGCAAGAGGGAAGUUUCAGACUCAAGCGAUAGCCAGUUUAACUCUCCCACUAUUGAUACUCUGGAAGUCGGAUAUCAGUGCUUCAACAGUGUUUUGGACAAGGAUGCAGAUGUUUGUGUGAACAUUUCAGACGAUGCUGAUGACAAGUGCAUCACAAAAAAUCUCAUCACCAGCACAAAUCCGCUCUAUCCUUCUCUGAUUCUGCAUGAUGGCAGCGUCACACCAAGUGAAAAGCACAGAAGGACAGUGGAGCACAGGUGUCAGCACUGAACAAGCACUUGAUGCAUGUGGAGCUUCGAAAUUCCCCCACAGCAAUGGCCAAGAUCCCACAUCUGUGCAGCCAAGUUCUUUGACCCCUUCUUUGCAUUUCUCACCAGUUAUUCAAAUAGACAGUUCCUAUCAGUGUGUUUAACUAUGCUAAUACAAAUGAUAAGUAUACAUGCCUGAAACAUUGAAUGCAUUUUUGAAUGUCUACAGUUACAAUGAGUCAUUCAUUUGAAAACAUGGCACCAGGCAAACUUUAUCUAUUGUAUAGGGUUGUCCCUAUUCUCUUAAUGAGUCAUGGGUGUGUUUUGGGCAUAACAUGCAUUAAACCAAUCAGAGUCUCAUCUCCCAUUCCCUUUAAGAGCCAGUUGCCCUCGUGCCAUGGCGGAUUCGCUAUUUACAUGGAGGAAUUUGCUAGAACGAAGAUUGAACGCUUCUCCAGAGAGCAGG